AUGCAGCCCCCGCCGAGGAAGGUAAAAGUUACACAAGAGCUAAAAAAUAUUCAAAUUGAGCAGAUGACAAAACUUCAGGCCAAGCAUCAGGGAGAAUGUGAUCUACUUGAAGAUAUGAGGACAUUCAGUCAGAAGAAAGCUGCAAUUGAGAGAGAAUAUGCACAGGGCAUUCAGAAGUUGGCUAGUCAAUACUUAAAGAAGGAUUGGCCUGGAAUAAAAACAGAUGAGCGAAGUGAUUAUAGGGGCAUGUAUCCAGUUUGGAAAUCAUUUCUAGAAGGCACAAUGCAGGUGGCCCAAUCGCGGCUCAAUAUCUGUGAAAACUACAAAAACCUCAUUUCUGAACCUGCCAGGACAGUCAGGUGCUUUAAGGAACAACAGUUAAAAAAGUGUGUAGACCAGUUGACAAAGAUCCAGGCUGAAUUACAAGAGACAGUAAAAGAUUUAGCUAAGAGCAAGAAGAAGUACUUUGAGACUGAACAGAUGGCUCAUGCAGUGCGGGAAAAAGCCGAUAUUGAGGCCAAGUCCAAGCUUAGUCUCUUUCAGUCAAGGAUAAGCUUACAGAAGGCAAGUGUAAAGUUAAAAGCACGACGGUCCGAGUGUAAUUCAAAGGCUACCCAUGCAAGGAAUGACUACCUUCUCACUUUAGCAGCUGCUAAUGCACACCAGGAUCGCUACUAUCAGACAGACUUGGUGAACAUUAUGAAGGCUCUUGAUGGGAAUGUAUAUGAUCACCUUAAGGAUUAUUUAAUGGCAUUCAGCAGGACUGAGCUAGAGACAUGCCAAGCUGUACAGAAUACAUUCCAAUUUUUAUUGGAAACUUCCAGCAGGGUGGUGCGGGAUUACAAUCUUCAACUGUUUUUACAGGAGAGCUCUGUAUUUCACAGACCACAACCCUUCCAGUUCCAGCCUAGUGACAGCGACACCAGUCGACAACUGGAAUCUGAAACCGGGACAACGGAGGAGCACAGCCUAAACAAGGAAGCCCGGAAAUGGGCCACCCGUGUGGCACGUGAGCACAAAAACAUCAUCCAUAAUCAACGGGCACUUGAGGAGUUAGAAUGCCAUGGCCCUGUGGUGUCUGAACAAAGCCGAGCAGAACUGGAACAGAAAAUAGAUGAAGCCAGAGAGAGUAUCCGCAAAGCUGAGAUAAUAAAACUCAAAGCAGAGGCUCGUCUUGAUCUGCUAAAGCAGAUAGGGGUGUCUGUUGAUACGUGGUUGAAGAGUGCAAUGAAUCAAGUGAUGGAAGAACUGGAAAAUGAACGCUGGGCAAGCCUUCCUGCAGUGAACAAUAAUGGCUCUUCACAACUGCUUAAUGCUGAUGCAGAAAGGGAGGAAGGGGAAGAAUUUGAAGACAGCAUGGAUGUUUUUGAUGAUAGUAGUUCCAGUCCUUCUGGAACUCUACGAAAUUAUCCACUGACCUGCAAAGUCGUUUAUUCAUAUAAGGCUUCUCAGCCAGAUGAACUGACCAUUGAGGAACAUGAGGUAUUGGAAGUGAUUGAAGAUGGAGACAUGGAAGACUGGGUAAAGGCGCGAAAUAAAGCAGGCCAAGUGGGUUAUGUGCCAGAGAAGUAUCUGCAGUUCCCAACCUCCAACAGUCUGUUGAGUAUGCUGCAAUCGCUUGCGGCGUUGGAUAGUCGGUCACACACCUCAAAUAAUUCAGCUGAAGCUGAGCUAGUCUCAGGAAGCCUAAAUGGAGACUCCAGCGUCUGUUUUGUAAAAGCACUUUAUGAUUAUGAGAGCCAGACAGAUGACGAGCUGUCCUUCCCAGAAGGAGCAAUCAUCCGUAUCUUGAACAAGGAGAACCAGGAUGAUGAUGGCUUCUGGGAGGGGGAAUUCAAUGGUCGUGUUGGGGUUUUCCCAUCUGUGUUAGUGGAAGAACUUACAGCCUCAGAAAAUGGAGAGACUCAGUGGACUGGAGAUAUUCAGAUAUCCCCAAAGCCUCACAAUUCCCUUCCACUCUUGCCGCUGUAUGACCAGCCACCGAUUAGUCCCUACCAUAGUCCUGAUAAGAGAGGCUCUCAGUACUUCCCCAGGUCACCAUCAACUAACGAAAAUAGUUUCGGCUCAGAUUCUCCUGGAUUCUCCCAGCCUCCACGACUUGCUCCUGAAACCUCAUACGGCAAACUGCGACCUGUACGAGCCGCUCCUCCUCCCCCUACACACCAUCGCAGGACGACGGAGAAGAUAGAGGAUGUGGAAAUUACUCUGGUAUAA
This is a messenger RNA of Emys orbicularis (European pond turtle), 2214 nucleotides long. It is a transcript of the gene FCHSD2, whose product is annotated as FCH and double SH3 domains 2. Lineage: Eukaryota; Metazoa; Chordata; Testudines; Emydidae. Gene Ontology annotation, cellular component: neuromuscular junction; recycling endosome. Gene Ontology annotation, biological process: regulation of actin filament polymerization; neuromuscular synaptic transmission. The transcript has 20 exons. Gene Ontology annotation, molecular function: protein binding. The coding region runs from base 1 to 2214 and encodes 737 amino acids. The record is from RefSeq and is a predicted model, not a curated record.